Molecule: messenger RNA, 6393 nt
Organism: Protopterus annectens (West African lungfish)
Lineage: Eukaryota; Metazoa; Chordata; Ceratodontiformes; Protopteridae
Exons: 34
Coding region: 1-5559 (1852 amino acids)
Biological process (GO): protein dephosphorylation
Molecular function (GO): protein tyrosine phosphatase activity; protein binding
Source: RefSeq, a predicted model, not a curated record
AUGGGAACAACCUCAAGAAAAUCAGAUGAGUAUAAAAAAGGCGUUCCUGAGCAACAAAAGAACUUAGUGUUGAAUUUAUCUAAAUUUUUAUUGAAUGACCAUCAUUUAUCUGUUUUAUGUAAGGGGCUAUCGUUUAUCCCUACGAGUUACUCCUGCUAUGCAGAAGUUAUCUUGGACAUUAAGAUGUUUGCUAGAAAUUUAAAUUUGAAACUUUUGUAUAAAGAUAAUGCAGACGCUAAUAGCAAAUGUGUAGGGUUUUCUAAACCCAGCUCUUUCAUACCUAAUAGUAAUGUUUUAGUCAAUGCUUUUGAGAAAUUGUGUAUACGAGACAUAUAUGAGGCUAAUGUUAAACAGGGAUUUAAGCCACACAAUAAUUUAAAGCAGAAUAUGACACGACAGGAAAGAGAAGCAUUAUUAGAAUUAGAAAGGAAUGAGCAAAUUAUUGUGAGACCAGCAGACAAAGGGGGUCUCAUAGUGGUGUUAGAUAGAGAUAGUUAUAAAAAUAGUAUAUCUGCUAGUCUAAAGAAUGACUCUUCCUACGAAAUAAUAGGAGUUGAACAGGUAUCAGGUUAUAUUUCAAGAGUUCGUAUGGUAUUGGAAGGGCUAUUUACAAAUGGCAUGAUAGAUGAGAAACUUUUGGAAUAUUUUUUGGUACAUAAACCAAUUAUACCCAUAUUGCAAGGCCUUCCAAAAGUGCAUAAAUCAGUUGUCAAUCCUCCAAUGAGAGCUAUUGUCUCUAGUAGAGGUUGGUGCACUGAACCAGUCUCUAUUUUUGUGGAGAAACACUUGAGACCUGUUUUAGACAGUAAUAAGUACAUUCUCAAAGACACGGAACACUUUUUAAGGGAUUUAUAUGAGUUUAUUGAAGAGUAUGAUUCCAACAUAAUGUUUGUGACAUUAGAUGUCGUGUCCUUAUUUACUGUCAUUCCGAACGUAGUAGGAUUGGCAGCAGUGAAGGACUUUUUAGAGAAGUAUACGGAAUAUACACCAGAGAAGAUACAAAUGUGCAAUUUUACAAAUAUAAAGAACAUCAGUACAAGUGAAGCUUUCUUAAAUAUCACCACCAAUUGGACUGUUGUGUGUAAUUCAGGGUAUGAACCCCUUGUGACUCAUAUUCAUUGUAAAAGAAAUGCAAAUGGCAGAGCAGAAUGGAGCACGACCGAUGCAUGUGGUGAAAUGUGCACAUUUACAAAUAUAACGAAUAUCAGUACAAGUGAAGCUUUCUUAAAUAUCACCACCAAUUGGACUGUUGUGUGUAAUUCAGGGUAUGAACCCCUUGUGACUCAUAUUCAUUGUAAAAGAAAUGCAAAUGGCAGAGCAGAAUGGAGCACGACCGAUGCAUGUGGUGAAAUGUGCAGUUUUACAAAUAUAAUGAACAUCAGUACAAAUGAAACUUUUCUACAUACCAAAACCGAUUGGACUGUUGUGUGUAAUUCAGGUUAUGAACCCCUUGUGACAUACAUUCGUUGUGAAAGAAAUAAAACUGGCAAGGCACAAUGGAGCACUACCAAUGCAUGUGGUGAAAUGUGCAGUUUUACAAAUAUAAUGAACAUCAGUACAAAUGGAACUUUUCUACAUACCAAAACCAAUUGGACUGUUGUGUGUAAUUCAGGUUAUGAACCCCUUGUGACACACAUUCGUUGUGAAAGAAAUAAAACUGGCAAGGCACAAUGGAGCACUACCAAUGCAUGUGGUGAAAUGUGCAGUUUUACACAUAUAAAGAACAUCAACACAAAUGAAACUUUUCUAAGUACCACCAGAAAUUGGACUGUUGAGUGUAAUUCAGGGUAUGAACCCCUUGUGAACUAUAUGUAUUGUAAAAGAAAUAAAAGUGGCAGCGCUGAAUGGAAUAUUACCAACGCAUGUGGAGAAAUGUGCAAUUUUACAAAAAUAAAGAACAUCAAUACAAGUGAAGCUUUCUUAAAUACUACCACUAAUUGGACUGUUGUGUGUAAUUCAGGGUAUGAACCCCUUCUGACUCAUAUUAAUUGUAAAAGAAAUGCAAAUGGCACAGCAGAAUGGAACACUACCGAUGCAUGUGGUGAAAUGUGCAGUUUUACGCAUAUAAAGAACAUCAAUACAAAUGAAACUUUUUUACGUACCAGCACCAAUUGGACUGUUGAGUGUAAUUCAGGGUAUGAACCCCUUGUGAACUAUAUAUAUUGUAAAAGAAAUGAAAGUGGCAGCGCUGAAUGGAAUAUUACCAACGCAUGUGGAGAAAUGUGCCAUUUUACUGAUAUAAACAACAUCAUUAUAAAUGAGAGCUUUUUAAAUACCACCACCAACUGGACUGUUGUGUGCAGUGUGGGGUUUGAACCCCUUGUGACAUAUAUUUACUGUAAAAGAAAUGACAGUGGCAGAGCAGAAUGGAGUACUAAGGAUGCAUGUGGUGAAAUGUGCAACUUUACACAUAUAAAGAACAUCAAUACAAGUGAAACUUUUCUAAAUACCAGCAUGAAUUGGACUGUUGUGUGUAAUUCAGGGUAUGAACCCCUUGUGACACAUAUUCAUUGUAUAAGAAAUGAAUUUGGCAGAGCAGACUGGAACACUUCCAUUCCAUGUGCAGAAAAACCACAGCUAAACAUAACUGGGAUCACAAUUACCCACAGCAGUAUAAUUGUGUCAUGGUAUUCUACAAACCCUGUUACUGGACCAAUUCACGUACGUAUAAAGGCAGUCUGCCAGUUUGUAAAAACACGUGGACAAAAUUGUGAAAGGAAAAAUUCUGAAUCAGAGCAAUCAAUGCCUUCAUCAAAUAACACAUUAAUAUGGUCAUCCCUUCAACCAUUCAGUACAUACAAUAUUUCUUUCUAUGGAGAAUUCUUUAUGAACAGCAGUGGAACCCCUUUACAAAAUACCAUUCUGGAAAGCCAACUGAUUGACACAAAUGAGACAAGUCCAAAAUCACCUAGAAAAUUCACUGUUGAUACCAUUAGUAGGAAAAUACAAUGGGAGAAGCUUUCUGACUGUGAAGGAACAAUUAUUGCUUACCAGCUGUUCAUUAAUGGCACACGCGAAUAUAACAAUACAUUCCAACAUACAUAUGUGACUAAUGUAACUGCAAAUGUAACAGAAUACACACUGCAAGAAGAAUUUCGUAAUGGAACAGAUUACCAAAUCACAAUCCGUGGUUUUACAAGUGAAGGUACUGGAAACGCAUCAAGGAUGGAAAUUGAAAUAAACAUAACAGAACCAGAGCCUCCAAACAUCAACCAGGUCUUUAAUAUUUCGACAACAAACGCUAGCAUUCAACUAGAACCUGGUUCUGACAAGAAUGGACCAGUCCCAUCUCACCAAAUAAUCAUACUCAAUACUACACUAAAUGCCACAGAAACGAAAUUAGGAGAGAUCUGCAGGUAUUCAGAUCUACUGUCAUGCAAUAUCUCUAACAUUGGGCAUGGUAUAUGUAUAGCAGCUGAAAUUCCUGCAAACCUCACUGAUCGGCUUGUCUUCAGAAUAGGAGAUAAUGAAAUAUAUGAUGGUUAUCAAAAUGUACCUCUUAGUCCUGGAAAAAAUUAUACAGUCAUUGUUCGGAGAGCGAGCAAAAGGAAAACGACCACAACCUAUUCCUGUGCACAUUUCUCCUUUGCAACAAACAAGAUGGAAGACACAAGUACCCUAACCUUAAUCCAUAUGAUUUUAUUGGCGAUUUUCUUUGUUCUGGUAUUUCUCCUUUUGGUCAUUGCUAUCAUAAUUUGUAGAAGAAAAUCCAAAAAUGAACAUAUCAAGCUCAAUGGAUAUUAUAUUAUACCAAUGCAUAGAAUAGCGCAUUCUAAGACAAAAAUCCCAGUGAAGAAAUUUUUGAGUUAUAUGAUAAUGUUGAAGAAGUUGGAAAUCAAAAAACGCGAUUAUGAUGAAGAUGUGGGAUUAGUAAAAGAAUAUAAAAAAUUACGUCCUGGCUUGCAAUAUCCUUGUGAAAUCGCAAAACAGCCUUGGAAUGCAAAGAAAAACCGCUAUAAAAACAUUCUACCUUAUGACCAUUCACUUGUUGUUCUCAACCUAUCACGUACAGACUCAACUGACAAUUAUAUAAAUGCAAACUAUAUUGAUGGAUACGAGUGUGCCAACUACUAUAUUGCAGCACAAGGUCCUCUUCCAGAAACAGUUAACAAUUUUUGGAGAAUGGUGUGGGAUGAGAACUCUGCUGUCAUUGUGAUGUUAACCAACUUGAUUGAACAAGAAAAAGUUAAAUGUGAGCAGUACUGGCCCCAGCAGUCAAAGGCCUAUGAUGAGAUAACAGUUGUUUUAACAGGCGAGAAACAAUGCACAGAAGUCACCAUGCGAACCUUCACACUAACAAGGGCUGAUUCUCCAAUAGAGAAAAUAGUAAAGCAAUUUCAUUACCUGACUUGGCCUGAUCAUGGCGUUCCUUCUUGUCCAAUAAGCCUGUACCAUCUUGUUCUGCAAGUAAAUGAAUGCAAGAAUAACAGAUCUGGACCUGUAAUUGUUCACUGCAGUGCAGGGGUUGGUCGGACAGGCACAUUUAUUGCUUUAGACUACCUUCUAAAAAUGGCAACAUGUGAAGGAAAACUAGAUAUUUUCCAAUGUUCAAGCAAGCUACGAGAGAGGCGUACAGACAUGAUCCAGACAAAGGAACAGUACUUAUUUCUGUAUGAAUGUCUGCUAGAAGCAUUGAUAUGUGGAGACACCAGAGUUCCAGUACAGAAUAUUCACUCAAAUGAGAAACAAACAUCCCCACAGGACAGUCAAAAGAAAUUUGAAAAAUAUGCUUAUGAGUUUCAGACACUAAAAACCUUUUCAGAAAUUUACAAGCUCCAUGAUUAUAGUUCUGCUCUAAAACCAGAAAACAAGCCAAAGAACAGAGACCUGCAAAUACUACCAGAUUCACUUGUUUGCCCUGCUUUGAUAUCUAUAACCAAUCCCGAUAAAUCUCCAGGGUAUAUCAAUGCAGUAUUUGCAGAUACAUACUUGAAACGAGAUGGAUUCCUCAUUACACAGCUUCCCCUGAAAAACACCAUUAUAGACUUCUGGGCUCUGGUUUAUGAUUAUAACUCUGCAUCAGUGGUGAUGAUGACCCAAACAUCAGACUUGGAUGAGUCAUGCCCAAAGUUUUGGCCCAGCUCAGAGAAGCAUUUAACACUUGGACCAUUCAAGCUUGAACUUGAGUCAGAGGAGCAAGCACCUGGUGUUCUAAAUUUGAGAGUCCUGAAACUUACGCACACAGAGCAGAAAACCAGUGCCACAAGACAGAUCAAGUUCUGGCAACUUGAAAACUGGCCACUGAAAGAACCCUUCCCACAGUCAUCACCUGUUGUUAUUAGCCUACUGGGAGAGCUAGAGAGAUGGCAACAGAAGACACAAAAUAUGCCAAUUGUAGUAACAUGCCCGGAUGGUGCUAGUCAAAGUGGACUUUUCUGUGCUCUCAGCUUUGUCUGUGAACAGAUAAAAGCAGAAGGACAGGUUGAUGUAUUACAGGCUGUGAAGAGACUAAGAAAAAGUCGUCAUCAAUUCAUAAAAGAUGAGCAACAAUAUCUAUUCUGUUAUCAUUUAGCAUCAGAUUUUCUGGACCUUUUUGACACAUACGGAAACUUCCAGUAGAAGAUGAAUGUAGAUUCACAAGGACUUCUUAAAAGUGGGGAACUGCAUUUUAAAUAAAAAUAAUCAAGGACAAUAAAAUAUCGUUCCAUUUUCAGACCUGUGCAAGAGUAUUUAAUAAAUAAAAUCAGCCCUAUACUAAAGUAUAGGAAGAGAAAUACAGAGAGUACUUAUCAUUGGUCAUGGUGUGUUGUCGUGUGUUUCUACAAAUUAGAUAUAAUAUUGAUAUCAACAUAAUGUGCAGAAAAACUGUGAAUAGAAAUGUAAUCCUGUUUGGGUAUUCCAUAAGUUUGCACAUGAAAUUAUAAAGAAAAUUAUGACCAAAUUGCAUACUGAUGGUUGUACUACAAAACUAGGAAUCUAGAUAUAUAAAGCUGCACAGCAAAUUGUAUAUGCAAAUAAUGAGUUUGACUGAUCCAUUGAACUGCAUUUCCAGGACAGAAAAAUAAUAUUGGCAGAAUUACUUUAUGGACAAUGCAAUGAACUAUUGUCCCUUUUUCAACUGCAUACACAGGAGGAACCAUUCUAUCAAAACUCAUCUUGAAAGCAGUAUUACAUAAUAUGUAAGAUAUGAUAUGUGUUUAGAAUUACAUGAGAGGUGAUGUAACUCUUGUGAUUUUUUAAAAAUUCUUAACAAUGAAUAUUAUUAAAAGUUAAGUAAUUCACUUGUGUGCCGAAGAAGAGCCCAUGAAGUAACAUUUUAUAUUUUUUUGUUAGUUGUGUAUAGUAGCAAGCACUGUAUCACAAAUUAUUUAUGCUUACUGAUGCUUUUUGUUUGCUAUCCCCGAUAUUACCUGUACAUACCCUACAUUAAAGGAAUCUUAUUUGCCAACCUGA